CAACAGUGCUAUAAUUCGCUACCCAUGUUUAAUAGUAGCAGGAUAGUUUGCUGUUAAUUUCAAAGAAGAUGAAGGAAAUAGACGAAGGUGGCAAAGGAUAUUUAGAGCAGGCGAUUCAUCCCGAUUUCCGUUAUUUUGCUGUGGGAGAAUGGACCUUCUCAGUAUGGCGUCCGUAUGGGCUUGAAGAACCGGGCGACUCUUGCGUGGCGGUGGUGGGGGUUUGUGGCGUGAACGCGCACCGUGAUCCUUACGUCACUGAAGCGCCCUGGCUCGCGGAGCUACUGGUAGUGCUGGCAAGAGAGGAAAAAAAGAGAAAUAAGUAUUAUAGUAAAGCACAUCCUUUAAUGUAGCGGAUUGCCUUUGAUAACGGUCCGUCCGCAACACAGGAGUACGGCGCCGUGCUUUACCUACAACUGGAUAAACGGGAUAUGUGAGAAGAAGAUCACAGAACUGACGUCGGCCUUCUGUAGUCAUGGAGUGACCGGAUCUUCUCCCCAAUCAGCCCACUUGCCACGUUAAAGCCUCCUGAAAACCUCCUCUUUGAACAUGAAAUCCUCCAUUCUGUCAUUCAGCUAAAGCAGACUCAGAGAAGAGGGUGAAAAUCAAGAGCACAGGAAAUUCACGGGUAUCCUACCAAGGGAAUAAAUACAUAUCCUUGUCUUUUUUAGUUUUUUUUUCUUCCUUUUGUUCAUUUUCCGUUUCCACGGGAACAAAGGUAGGGUGUCCACCCCCCCCUCGAGUCCGCCACCAUGUAUGGCAGUGCCCGCUCCGUGGGCAAGAUGGAGGGGAACCACAGCGGGGGCAGUAACCAGAGCCCCGGGCGCUCCCCGCGGCUGCCCCGCUCGCCCCGCCUGGGGCACCGCCGCACCAACAGCACGGGGGGCAGCGGGGCGGGGGCGGGCGGGGCCGGCGGCAAGACGCUCUCCAUGGAGAACAUCCAGUCGCUCAACGCCGCCUACGCCACCUCUGGGCCCAUGUACCUGAGCGACAACGAGGUGGUGGCGGCCCCCGACCUGCCCAAGAGCACCAUGACGCUGGGCCGGUCCGGCGGGCGGCUCCCCUACGGCGUGCGGGCGGCCGUCAUGGGCAGCAGCCCCAACAUCGCCACCAGCACCCCGGGCUCGGUGCCCAGCGACGCCAUCGCCUUCGGGGACCACCACAUGCCCUCCAGCCUGGCGUCCACCGUGCCCCACUCCCUGCGCCAGGCCCGGGACAACACCAUCAUGGACCUGCAGGCGCAGCUGAAGGAGGUGCUGCGGGAGAACGAGCUCCUGCGCAAGGAGGUGGACGUGAAGGAGAGCAAGCUCAGCUCCUCCAUGAACUCCAUCAAGACCUUCUGGAGCCCCGAGCUGAAGAAGGAGCGCGCGCUGCGCAAGGACGAGGUCUCCAAGAUCGCCGUGUGGAAGGAGCAGUACCGCGUGGUGCAGGACGAGACCCAGCACCUGCAGAUGACCAUCCAGGCCCUGCAGGACGAGCUGCGGAUCCAGCGGGACCUGAACCAGCUGUUCCAGCAGGACUGCAGCAGCCGCCCCAGCGAGCCGCUGGCCUCCGAGCUGACGGAGGAGAACUUCCAGCGGCUGCACUGCGAGCACGAGCGGCAGGCCAAGGAGCUCUUCCUCCUGAGGAAGACGCUGGAGGAGAUGGAGCUGCGCAUCGAGACGCAGAAGCAGACGCUGAACGCCCGCGACGAGUCCAUCAAGAAGCUGCUGGAGAUGCUGCAGAGCAAGGGCCUGUCGGCCAAGGCCAGCGAGGAGGACCACGAGCGCACGCGCCGCCUGGCCGAGGCCGAGAUGCACGUGCACCACCUGGAGAGCCUGCUGGAGCAGCGGGACAAGGAGACGGGGGCCCUGCGCGAGGAGCUGCACCGCCGCUACGAAGGAGCCCCGGAGUCCGCCAAGACCAAGGCCCUGCAGACCGUCAUCGAGAUGAAGGACUCGAAGAUCAACUCUCUGGAGCGUGGGCUGAGGGACAUGGAGGAGGAGAUCCAGAUGCUCAAGUCCAACGGCGCCCUGAGCACGGAGGAGCGCGAGGAGGAGAUGAAGCAGAUGGAGGUCUACCGCAGCCACUCCAAGUUCAUGAAGAACAAGGUAGAGCAGCUGAAGGAGGAGCUGUCUCAGAAAGAGGCCGAGGGGGCGGAGCUGAGAAAGCGGGCGGCUGACCUGCAGCUGGAGGUCUCAGCAAUCGACCAGGUGAAGCAGGACCUGUCCAGGAAGGACACGGAGCUGCUGGGGCUGCAGACCAAGCUGGAGACGCUCACCAACCAGUUCUCCGACAGCAAGCAGCACAUCGAGGUGCUGAAGGAGUCGCUGACCGCCAAGGAGCAGCGCGCCGCCAUCCUGCAGACCGAGGUGGACGCGCUGCGUCUGCGCCUGGAGGAGAAGGAGGCCAUGCUGAAUAAGAAGAGCAGGCAGAUCCAGGAGAUGUCCGAGGAGAAGGGCACCCUCAACGGGGAGAUCCACGACCUGAAGGACAUGCUGGACGUGAAGGAGCGCAAGGUCAACGUGCUGCAGAAGAAGAUUGAGAACCUGCAGGAGCAGCUGAGGGAUAAGGAGAAGCAGAUGAGCAGUCUGAAGGAGAGGGUGAAGUCCCUGCAGGCGGACACCUCCAACACCGACACCGCCCUCACCACCCUGGAGGAGGCGCUGGCUGAGAAGGAGCGAAUCAUCGAGCGUCUGAAGGAGCAGCGGGACCGAGACGAGCGGGAGAAGACCGAGGAGCUGGACAGCACCAAGAAGGAGCUGAAGGAGCUGAAGGAGAAGGUCAGCCUGCUGCAGGGAGACCUGUCUGACCGUGAGACCUCCCUGCUGGACCUGAAGGAGCACGCCUCCUCUUUGGCCUCCUCGGGCCUCAAGAAGGACUCCAAGCUGAAGAGCAUGGAGAUCACCCUGGAGCAGAAGAAGGAGGAGUGCCUCAAACUGGAGUCCCAGCUCAAGAAGGCUCAGAACGCGGCGGUGGAGGCGCAGGCCAACACGGAGCUGUCGGAGCGCAUCGCCUCGCUGGAGCGGGAGGUGGCGCGGCACCGCGAGGACGCUGGGAAGGCCCAGGCCGAGGUGGACCGGCUGCUGGAGAUCCUGCGCGAGAUGGAGAACGAGAAGAACGACAAGGACAAGAAGAUCAACGAGCUGGAGAGGCAGAUGAAGGACCAGACCAAGAAGGUGGCCAACCUGAAGCACAAGGAGCAGGUGGAGAAGAACAAGAACGCCCAGCUGAUGGAGGAGGCCCGCAAGAGAGAGGACAACAUCAACGAGAGCUCCCAGCAGGUAAAGGAUUCCUUGCGGCAUAAGGACGACCGCAUCGAGGAGCUGGAGGAGGCGCUGCGGGAGAGCGUGCAGAUCACGGCCGAGCGGGAGAUGGUCCUGGCUCAGGAGGAGGCCGCUCGCACGCACGCCGAGAAGCAGAUGGAGGAGCUGCUGGCGGCCAUGGAGAAGGUGAAGCAGGAGCUGGAGUCCAUGAAGGCCAAGCUGUCGUCCACCCAGCAGUCCCUGGCCGAGAAGGAGGCGCACCUGACCACACUGCGGGCCGAGCGCCGGAAGCACCUGGAGGAGGUGCUGGAGAUGAAGCAGGAGGCGCUGCUGGCCGCCAUCAGCGAGAAGGACGCCAACAUCGCCCUGCUGGAGCUCUCGUCCUCUAAGAAGAAGAAGACGCAGGACGAGGUGGCCCUGCUGAAGAGGGAGAAGGACCGGCUGGUGCAGCAGCUCAAGCAGCAGACGCAGAACCGCAUGAAGCUGAUGGCCGACAACUACGAGGACGACCACCUCAAGGCCUCUUCGCAUUCCGAGCAGACCAACCACAAACCCUCUCCAGAUCAGAUCAUCCCCCCUCUUUUAGACCUCAAUCAGAACCGCAGUAAGCUGAAACUCUACAUUGGCCACCUGACCGCCUUGUGCCACGAGCGAGACCCCCACAUCCUGCAGGACCUGGCCCCGCCCACCGCCUAUCACCGCAGCGACCGAGCAGCUUGGGAGGACGAGCUGCAGAAGAUGAGUCCGGAGCAGCUGGAGUCGGAGCUGGAGCAGUGUGAGAGGGAGAGCGCUGAGCUGCAGGAGUACGCCAACUCCGUCCUGCAGCAGAUCGCCGACCACUGCCCCGACAUCCUGGAGCAGGUGGUCAACGCGCUGGAGGAGUCGUCCUGACCCCGCCCUGGCUCCUCCCCCGGCCCCGCCCUCUUCCCACCACCCUCUCUCUGCCUCUCCUCCGUUUCCGUGCAUCCCUUCAGAUUCUGAACACCUCCUUCUCCCAGCGUCCACACACACACGCACACACACACACACACACACACACACACACCAGGGGCCCGCCCCGCUCCCUCUCCCCUGCCAGCCGGAGGGUGAGUGCCAAACCCCAGGACAGGCAAGCAGCCCGUCAGACGGUAGCGGAAUGAUCCGGCGAACUUGAGUACGCCGCUUGGCACAACACUAAACAGCACCUGCGCUGGGCGGGCUUUUCCCUCGCCCCGUCCGUCUGACUGGCUGUUUGCUGCGCUCGCAGAGGGAGGGGGGGCUGGCGCACGCCUCCCCAAACGGCUCCGGUGCGCACACUCCGCCCAUCCGCCCCCGCCCCCGCCCCCGUCCCCAAAACGGGGAAACCAGGUCACCCAUCCAAUAGGGACAUGUGAAGGCGGAGAUCCUGGAACUGUAAUAUCCGCUCGGUCGCGCAACAGACACCCCCAGAAUGUGCCCUUGCAUGUCCGGUUCCAACAGGAAUGUUUUUAGGUAAGGGGGGAACAAAAAAACAAAAAAAAAACAGAAGCAUUUAAUGUUGAGAGCACAAUGAGGUCAUAACUGCAGGAUGUUGAAAAGGGUUUCAACCUGUUUUUUGUUUUUUUUUUCCUUCCUUUUUUGGGAGGGUUUUGGGAGUUUGGGUUACAGUACGUGUAUGUAAUGGGUCACUCAGCUGGUAAAAGAUUAGAGUCAAUUAAGUUUCAUUCUAGGGUUCUAAUUUGAGGAACGAUUAUUCAAAUAGCCAUACUCCCUGCACCCUGUCUGAAAACAUAACCGAGUGAACCUUAGAGGCAAACCAUUGGCGUGUACUUUAUUUUCUUGUUCUUUUUUUUUUGUUUGUUUUUUUGGCAUAACCUUUAGUAUAUGUAUGUGUAAAUGAAAGUGUGAUACACUCCGGUUUCGCUGUCGUACAGUCUGUCAGGAAUGCAUUUUCAGCAUUACGGUCACUGCUAAGAGUACCCUGAGGGGUCAGCCAGGGGAUUUUCAGCUGUAGGCGUGUUACAAGAGCGAAUGGUAUUAACAUAAUGACUAAUAGUGUAUUUAUCACCACGUCGUCUUUGAAUCUUGGAAACUACGGCUUCACUUGACUGUCUUUACAGAGUUGGAAGCUGAAAAUGAGAUGCCUUUUAUUUUGACAUUUUUGCUGCUAUUUCUUUACUGUCAUUGACGUAGUUAGAUUAUCUUUUUCUCCCCUAAUGAGAACUUAACGUAUCAGGGCAGGUAGUGGGUCAGUGAUUCGCUAGUGUAUUUGGUCAGGGGGGGGAAAAAAAAAGGUCAACUUCACUACAUUUGACACCAAUUUAUGUGAUUUCCAGACAGUUUUUAACACUAAGACAGAUGCAUCUUGUUUUAGGAGGAGAGAAAUUGGAGCCAUUUUGAUUGGAGUAGAGAACAGUCCUUGGGUAAAAGUAGCUCCGCAGAGUAACUGAAGGAAGAGUGGUCUCACUUUGCCUGGUAUUCCCAAAACUCACUCAACGGAAUGGUGGUUUAGCUAACCAGUCAGUGGUGGAGCGUGUGCUCUCCACCUUUGAAUGACAUUUCUGAUCGCACACACACUCAUCCACCUGUAAUGAGCACAAUGGUUCACACACUGGUUACACACAGCACAUACCCUACAACUCACACUAUGCAACAUGCAUUGAUAGAGAAGUGGGCGUAACCACUGAUUCUUUAGACCAAUCAGAUGCUACUCAGCAAUUUUCUUUACACUGAAAGUUCUCUCUGAAACAUUCCAAUUUUUAUGCACAUUCAUGAAGGGGUGUGUCCUUGGGCACACCUUUUUAAUGAGUACUCAUAAACUCUAAUAAAGCCCUGUAGACUCCUGUUGUUACCCAGAAACUCGUGCAGUUUGGAGGUACAAAGGAUGGGAGAGAAGCAGGCAUUGACCGCUGUUCUGAAGAAUCUGUGGUGUAACCCUCUAAAUGGCUGCCUCAGAGAGGUGACAUAAUUCCACGUGAUGUCACCCCAAAUAAAGCUUGUAAUUAAACUAUGAUGCCAGAGGAUGAGUCACAGCAGUGCAGAGACAGAAAGGUGUCCUCCCACCAUACAGGUGAAGUGAACACUCUUUGAUCUCCCUUAUCAAAACCACCCCUCCUAUUUCUCUUAUAAACAACCUUGAAGCUCAGAAACGCAGCACAGGCCAAAGGGCCACGCCUUUCCUUCUCAAACUAACGCACCGGGCUCACACAGGUCUGUUUCUGUCCUCUCUCACAGGAGUGGAGCCUCUGUUCAUUCUAAACAGAAAUGGUAUUGAGUGUAAUAUCCACUCCCCUGGUAGGCUAGACUCUUCCCUGUGAGCAGGCCUCCUGCAGCCCGCUCGUGUUCUCCGAUGCUAACGUGCUUUAGCGGCUUGGCUAAUUAAACGGGCGCGUCUCCGGGCCUCGAGUGCUGAUCCGGAAUGCACCAGACGGGUUGCUCACCGACCUUCAGCCGUGACUCAUCACGCCGAAGGAGUCACAGCCAGACGAGCGCAUGCCUCGGCGAUGACAUCAUGCCCUAGCGCACACAAACCCCGAUGCCCUGCCCGUGACCCGCUCGCUCCUCAGAGACCGCUCAGAUAGCGUCCGCAGCUCCACCAAACUCUGACCUCCCCCCUGGGCAAAGCCUGAGAUGGGAACGGGAUGGGCUCGACUGGAAAACAAAAACACACCUGCUCUUCCCUGGAAACGCAGUGGAGAGCUAGCGAUUAAUGGGUCCAGACAAGCCAUCCACCGUCAGAGCAGUUAAACAGUAGUGCUCCCUGAUGGAUUUAAGGACUUUCUGUAUUGUUGCCACAUUACGCGAUAUGAUGUCAUACAGUGUCUGUUCCUUGAUAUAAAAUAGAUUUUUUUUUUGCAGCGCACUAUCCCAGUCUUCACUGUAGUGUACCUUAUUAAACGUCUUUAGGGGUGAAGUGGGAUCCCCACAUGGUGUUCUAUAGGAGACAGCAUCGGGGUACAAACUGUUGGUAGCUGCCUGGGCAGUACCAUGGUACAGACUCUGAAUGGAGGGCACUGGCCCGUGCCGUGGCCUGGCGCUCGGGCGGGAGCCCUGCGUGUCUGGCAUCUGGGGCAGAGUCCCUCGUCCCCGGGCCCCGUUGGCCGCUGGUGCGCCGCCAGGACGUGACAGCUGCUUAUCAGCUCGCCCGUGGCUCUCUUCCCUUAAUCUCUUUAUCGUUUUACCGCCCUUGUGCUGCAACAGUAACUCAAUAAACAAUAAACUACGUCCUUCCACGGGUACACAUGCAGGCUCCUGUGCUAAUUACAGUCACGCCUGUAAUAAAAUUCAUUUGGGAACGUGGAGGUGGCAGUGCAGGGGCUCGGUUUCUGUUUGGAGGAACAUCUUUCCGUUGUCAUUCCCAGGCACAAGUGCUCUCCGCUUCGACAGGUUCGCACUGGCAGCUGUAGCCCAUCGUCUAGCUGUGAAGACUCUCAGAUCUGUGAUGGUGGAGGGUAUAGCCCAUCCCCUUGUUGUGUAGGCUCACAGAUCUGUGAUGGUGGAGGGUAUAGCCCAUACCCUUGUUGUGUAGGCUCACAUCUGUGAUGGUGGAGGGUAUAGCCCAUCCCCUUGUUGUGUUGGCUCUCAGAUCUGUGAUGGUGGAGGGUAUAGCCCAUCCCCUUGUUGUGUUGGCUCUCAGAUCUGUGAUGGUGGAGGGUAUAGCCCAUCCCCUUGUUGUGUUGGCUCUCAGAUCUGUGAUGGUGGAGGGUAUAGCCCAUCCCCUUGUUGUGUAGGCUCACAGAUCUGUGAUGGUGGAGGGUAUAGCCCAUCCCCUUGUUGUGUAGGCUCACAGAUCUGUGAUGGUGGAGGGCAUAGCCCAUCCCCUUGUUGUGUAGGCUCACAGAUCUGUGAUGGUGGAGGGUAUAGCCCAUCCCCUUGUUGUGUAGGCUCUCAGAUCUGUGAUGGUGGAGGGUAUAGCCCAUCCCCUUGUUGUGUAGGCUCACAGAUCUGUGAUGGUGGAGGGUGUAGCCCAUCCCCUUGUUUGGCAUCUGUUUCUUGUUCCCCCUAUGAGAUCCAGGGUGGAUUAUCAGGCUGCCAGUGGGAGCCAGUGACUCCAACACAGCAGACUAAACACAAUCUCCCACAACCCCUCAAAUGUAUGCCCCCGCAGUGCUGGAAGGCAUGAGCGCAGACGGUGGGUUGAGCCUUCCUCACGAGUGCGCUGAGAGUGCUGAAGGGGAUUCCUCACGAACCCGCUGAUAACCUGGAGCAGAUCCACCCCCGCACAGGGUGUCUCCCACCCUCCCCGCUGUGAGCAAGCCUCCGGAGAGUUCUCUCUAGAACGGCCUGCGUGUUCAGGCACGGAUGGGUUCCAGCGAGACGGCAGGUGGGGGUGGAAGUGGGAGUGGGGCUUUUUUUUGGGGGUGGGUUGGUCUGUGUUCGUGUCCAGAGAAGGACUGCGGGCCCUGUUUUUUUUUUUUUUUUUACGGGGCUGUAAUUUGCGUAAACGGUGUGGGACACGCCCAUUUCCUGCAUGGCCAGAUCCGCCUGGAGCUCCCGCUCUCUCUCUCUCGUCUAAUUAUUAUUAUUGUUUUUUCCCCUCAUUGCCUUUGCUCCCAAAUUAAGAACUGCACACUAUUCUGACUCUUUAAGAGCUAAAGAAAGGAAAAUGCACACUGUGACAGAACCGCGAAAGCGUUUCAUGUUCCUUAUAAUGGCAACGCUGAACCAUCGCAGCUUAACGGUGAGCGAGCUUAUCUUCCACGUGACUGGCAGGGGUCUGUCAUCGCACCCUCGAAACAGGAACCGAAGGAGCCCAGCUGAACCCCUGAUCUCCUCAGUGCUGGUGCGCUUCAGUGUGUACAGAGUGCUCCUUUGAGUCUGUGGGAUAAGGCACUUUAUUUUGGGAGAUGCGUUUGUUUACCGUUCUCUCCGAAACCUUUUUGCACCCUUCCCUGCCGCAGAACGACACGCCGCUGAUCACGCUAGCGGGAGCAGCCCGCAGCGGAGCAGGUCAGGGCUGGGUUAUUUGAGAAGGGAUCAGCAGGCCCCCCAACACAGCCCAGGUUAAGAACAUUGUGCUCUGGUGCUAUAAGUUAGGAUCAGUGGAGAAAAUGAGAUUUAUACAGAGACAGUGUUCAGCUCAUUUCAACACUACCAACACCCACGGAUUUCCCAGCAUCCUUAAGGAGCUGCGGACAGAACGUUCUGUAUUUUCAUCCGUUCAAGUUUGGGUUCCCUUGUAAUAAAAAAAAGAAUGUUUUAACAGAUAAAAUGCACAAGGUCAGGGGCGUGGCAUGCGGGGUCAUGUGACUCUGACUCUCAUCCUGUCAUAGGUGAAUACAUUUCCUUUUAAAUCCGUACAGUAAAAAAAUAAACCUAAGUAAAUGAACCAAUGAUGUUGUAAAUCGUGUAAAACAAGACAAAAAAAAGAAGAAACUCAAGAAGCGGUGAACCUGGUUUUGUGUGUCUGUGGUCCAUAUUGAGUGUUCCGUUGUCUCGGUCCCGUUUCGCAUUCUCUCGUGGAUCUCGCCCCUUCCCCGGCGAGGCCAGCGUAUCGAGUCCGUCUGUCUGGGGUCGAUGGCGAACGCUCACUUCUUGUGCAUUUCAUUUGGGGUUUGUUUAAAAAAAAAAGUUUGGAGUUAAUAAAAACUGAAAUGUGUUGACAGCACAAUUAUCCCUGACAGUCAUGUUUUAAAGUAUACAUAUGCAUAUACAUAAAUAUAUAUUUAUAUAUGAGUACAUAGAUGGCUAGAUAUAGUUAAAUAUAAUGUUUUGCACAGAAUGUCCAAGGGGUAGGAAGAGAUCCCUCUGAACAAAAUGGCUACCCCCCCCCCCCCCCCCCGUCUUUAAAGAAACGAAAGAUUAAAACAAUAAUAGAUGUCCGAAAACCUUUUUUCGUGUCAAAACAAGGUGUAAACACAAAGAUCCUGAAACCGUUACCAUGUGGUUGAAAAAGUACUGUCCUUGGUAUAUCUCUGUUUUUGAUUUCUAUACCUUUCAUUUGGUUUUUUUGUUCUGCAGCCUGUUUAUAAUGUGUGUGUGACUCUGAGAUUGCGAUGUUGAAACUACAGCGUGUUUUUUUAUCUGCAAACGUGUGUGUCUGUCCUGGGAGGGCUCCUGCCUUCACUGUGUUCCUUUAGGGGUUAACGAUGCCAAGACCUAUGCUUAGACUGUGAUGCCAUUCUACCAGGGUUGCUGUUCAAUAUGCAUACAUUCACAUGUAUAUAAGCCUUUAAAAAAAAGUCCAUUUGGUCUUACUUGCUGUCAUGCUGUAAAAAAAACAGAUGAGUAUAUAUUAAUUAUUCAUUUUUCUCAUAUUCAUUGGCAACAUCAGCAGCAUUUAUCUUAAAAAGGUGUAUGAAAUAGUUUUUCGAAUCUGACAUUUACUCUAUCUUUACAUUUGUUACAUACAACCUGAAUUGUUAAGUUAGAAAUAACGGUAUUGCGUUUUAGUUACCAUCUAACCAUAAAACUGCCUAAAAAAAGUGUGGUUAAGGUAUGAAAUUCUGCAGUGCCAAGAAACUCUGUGCUGAAAUGUGCCACAAGUUUUCACCUGCCUUUUUAAUCAACAACCAAAGUUUAGAAAAUGCUCUUCAACCUUCCCGCUCUCACGGAGUGUUCGAUACAGAGAACGGAUCUCUGACUCCUAGCCGCAAGCAGUCCGUCGCCCUCUCCAUUCACCUGAAUCGGUCGCAGUCACCUGGGUGGAUGUUCAGUCACCUGGGUGGAUGUUCAGUCACCUGGGUGAAUGUUCAGUCACCUGGGUGAAUGUUCAGUCCCAUCGCUGUAAUAAGACAACACUUAAAAAUAAAAUAAAAAUGUAAAAAAUAAAAAAAAAAUGUUAAAAAAACC
Messenger RNA from Anguilla anguilla (European eel), 10991 nucleotides. RefSeq names its product ELKS/Rab6-interacting/CAST family member 1-like. Gene Ontology annotation, biological process: regulation of synaptic plasticity; neuromuscular synaptic transmission; maintenance of presynaptic active zone structure. Bases 750 to 4133 code for a protein of 1127 amino acids. Gene Ontology annotation, cellular component: cytoskeleton of presynaptic active zone. Lineage: Eukaryota; Metazoa; Chordata; Actinopteri; Anguilliformes; Anguillidae. The transcript has 19 exons. The record is from RefSeq and is a predicted model, not a curated record. Gene Ontology annotation, molecular function: structural constituent of presynaptic active zone.